AAAUACCAAGUUUCAUCGAUAAGCUGGGCAGUGAAGCUUGUCCGCGAACCCAUCGGUCGUUGCAUUUCUAUUUUAUUUGCCUCUCUAGCGCCACCGCCGACCAUAUAAAGCUGAUUCGGCCACUCCCUCUUCCUCCUCGUGUAGUUGUCCACCAGUCUAUCCUACCUCAGAAGCAAAAAUGUCUAAAGUCUCUCGCGGAAACAUUACGUCGAGGAUAGAAUGGCUGGGCAGCCUGAACACCGCCAAUGUGCCAUUGCCUUCGGAGGACACCAAGUUCCACCGCAAAACUGGCAUUAUUGCUACUAUUGGGCCGAAGACUAACAGCGUAGAGAGCUUGGCUCAACUCGCGCAGGCCGGCGUCAAUAUCGUGCGCAUGAACUUCUCUCAUGGCUCCUACGAGUACCAUCAGAGUGUCAUCGACAACACGCGCAAGAUGGUGGCAUCCCGCCCUGGAGGUCGUCCCGUUGCCAUCGCUUUGGAUACUAAAGGACCGGAGAUCCGGACGGGUUUGAUGAGGGACGGCAUGGACAUCGCCAUCAAAGCAGGCCAUGAGUUCAUCGUCUCGACUGAGGCCAAGUAUGCCGAAGCCUGUGACGACAAAGUCCUGUAUGUCGACUAUGCAAACCUGCCGAAAGUGACUGCUCCUGGCAAGCUUAUCUACGUCGACGAUGGUAUCUUGUCGUUGUUGGUCCUGUCUAUUGACGGCCCCAAUGUACGCGUGCGCGCCAUCAACAACGGCACUCUUUCUUCUCGCAAGGGUGUCAAUCUCCCGAAGACGGAGGUCGAUCUUCCUGCGCUCUCCACGAAGGAUAAGAAUGACUUGCAGUUCGGUGUGAAGAACGGUGUCGACAUGAUCUUUGCGUCUUUCAUCCGCCGUGCUCAAGACGUGAAGGAUAUCCGUGAAGUCCUCGGGCCUGAGGGAGCCAAUAUCAAGAUCAUCGUGAAGAUCGAGAACGAGCAGGGGGUCGCCAAUUUCGAUGAAAUCUUAGCGGAGACCGAUGGUGUCAUGGUUGCUCGCGGUGACCUUGGUAUCGAGAUCCCCGCGAGUCAAGUCUUCCUGGCACAAAAGAUGAUGAUCGCCAAAUGCAACAUGGUUGGCAAGCCCGUCAUUGUCGCCACGCAGAUGCUGGAGUCGAUGACAUACAACCCGAGGCCCACUCGCGCAGAAGUCAGUGACGUCGCGAACGCCGUCCUGGACGGUGCUGACUGUGUCAUGUUGUCCGGAGAGACCGCCAAGGGAUCAUACCCCGUCCAGUCUGUCCUUAUGAUGGCGGAGACCUGCCUGUUGGCUGAAUCUGCCAUCUGUUACCCUCCUCUCCACGACGAGUUGAGGGAUGCCCAGCCGCGCCCGACUGCUACCCCUGAGACAGUGGCGAUCGCCGCGGUUGCUGCCGCGUCUGAGCAGAAUGCCAGUGCUAUCAUUGUGCUCUCGACUAGCGGUUCCACUGCUCGUUAUGUAGCCAAGUACCGCCCGAACGCACCGAUCAUUAUGGUUACUCGAAACGAGCAGACUGCGCGUCAGAUGCACCUGUACCGGGGAGUGUACCCGUGCUGGUACUCUGAGCCCAGGGGCAUCCAAAGCCACCAAUGGCAGACUGACGUCGACAACCGCAUCCGGUUCGGCCUGAAGAGUGCCCUCGACUUGAAGAUCAUCAAGAAGGGUACCACUGUCGUCGCCGUCCAGGGCUGGAAAGGAGGAUUGGGCCACACCAACACCCUCCGUAUCCUGUCUGUCCCUACGGAUGAGGCCGACCUGGAGAUGCAGCCUUUGGGAGCGAACUAGACGCAGAAGUCGGGUGUACAAAAUAGUGGCUGCUUGUGUCUGUAUCGCGCGUUGCCCCUUGUACUUGAUAACCAUAGAAUAAGACCCUUUGCGCGCAGACUGCUUGCGGGAGGAAAG
Gloeophyllum trabeum ATCC 11539 is the source of this 1900-nucleotide messenger RNA. RefSeq names its product pyruvate kinase. Lineage: Eukaryota; Fungi; Basidiomycota; Agaricomycetes; Gloeophyllales; Gloeophyllaceae. Gene Ontology annotation, cellular component: cytoplasm. Bases 179 to 1783 code for a protein of 534 amino acids. The record is from RefSeq and is a predicted model, not a curated record. Gene Ontology annotation, molecular function: potassium ion binding; pyruvate kinase activity; magnesium ion binding. Gene Ontology annotation, biological process: glycolytic process. The transcript is spliced from 14 exons.